Sciurus carolinensis (gray squirrel) is the source of this 3100-nucleotide messenger RNA. It is a transcript of the gene Nt5dc1, whose product is annotated as 5'-nucleotidase domain containing 1. NCBI's taxonomy places the organism in Eukaryota, Metazoa, Chordata, Mammalia, Rodentia, Sciuridae. The record is from RefSeq and is a predicted model, not a curated record. The transcript is spliced from 12 exons. Gene Ontology annotation, molecular function: 5'-nucleotidase activity. Bases 163 to 1506 code for a protein of 447 amino acids.
AAGCCAGAGGCCGCGGCGCGGUUCCCGGGGCAGCCCCGCCUCGCUUCCCCUCGCUCCGCCCCGCCCCGGCGUGUCCGGCCGGGUCCUGUCCCGCAGCGUCUCGCCCGCGCGCUCCUCGCACCCUGCCAGGCCGAGGCGCUCGCCGGUGCUUCCCGCGCAGCCAUGGCUCAGCACUUCUCCCUGGCCGCCUGCGACGUGGUCGGCUUCGACCUGGACCACACUCUGUGUCGCUACAACCUGCCCGAGAGCGCCCCGCUCAUUUAUAAUAGCUUUGCUCAGUUCCUAGUCAAGGAGAAAGGAUAUGAUAAGGAAUUGCUCACUGUGACCCCAGAGGAUUGGGAUUUUUGUUGCAAGGGUUUGGCAUUGGAUCUGGAAGAUGGGACCUUCAUUAAACUUGCAGAUAAUGGCACUGUGCUCAGGGCAAGCCAUGGCACCAAGAUGAUGACUCCAGAGGCAUUGGCAGAAGCAUAUGGCAAGAAAGAAUGGAAGCAUUUUGUGUCAGAAAAUGGCAUGCCUUGCCGUUCAGGAAAGUAUUAUUUUUAUGAUAAUUACUUUGACCUGCCAGGAGCUCUUCUGUGUGCCAGGGUGGUGGAUUCUUUAACAAAGCAGAACAGUGAUCAAAAAACAUUUGAUUUUUGGAAGGAUAUAGUUGCUGGUAUACAACACAAUUUUAAAAUGUCAGCUUUCAAGGAAAACUCUGGACUAUAUUUUCCAGAAAUAAAAAGAGAUCCAGGCAAAUAUUUACACAGUUGUCCUGAAUCUGUAAGAAAAUGGCUUCGACAGCUAAAGAAUGCUGGAAAAAUUCUUUUGUUAAUUACCAGUUCUCACAGUGAUUAUUGUAGACUUCUCUGCGAAUAUAUCCUUGGGAAUGAUUUUGAAGACCUUUUUGACAUUGUGAUUACGAAUGCAUUGAAACCCGGUUUCUUCUCCCAUUCACCAAGUCAGAGACCUUUCCGCACACUCAAGAAUGAUGAGGAACAGGAGGUGUUGCCAUCUCUGGAUAAACCUGGCUGGUACUCCCAAGGGAAUGCUGUACACCUUUAUGAACUUCUGAAGAAAAUGACUGGCAAACCUGAACCCAAGGUUGUUUACUUUGGUGACAGCAUGCAUUCAGAUGUUUUCCCAGCCCGUCACUAUAGUAACUGGGAGACAGUCCUCAUCCUAGAAGAGCUCCAAGGAGAGGAUGGCUGGAAGCCUGAGGAGUCAGAGCCUCUGGAGAAGAGAGGAAAAUAUGAGGGACCAAAGACAAAACUUCUAAAUACUUUAUCUAAAAAAUGGGGCUCCUUUUUUAUUGAUUCAAUAUCAGGACGGGAAAAUACAGAGAACUCCUUGGUAUACACGUGGUCUUCUAAGAGAAUCAGUACUUACAGCACUAUUGCAAUUCCAAGUAUUGAAGCAAUCGCAGAAUUACCUCUGGACUACAAAUUUACAAGAUUCUCUUCAAACAGUUCAAAAACAGCUGGCUACUAUCCUUUGGUGCAUUAUACCAAUGGUCUUAUUGAAUAAUGAGAUAUGGACAACAAAAUAAAUUAUCUCUACUAAAAAAUGAAGAACCACAUAAGCAGCAAAUGUACUGUAAAAAAUACUAAUUUUCAAAGAAAUACUGUAAAAUGCUUUAUAGGAACAAGUUUUUAAUGAAAAUUCACCAAGAAAUUGGAAUUUGUCCAUAGGUCUGCUUUUUAUAUAAAUCAUUUUGAUGCUUAAUAACUCUUGGAAUAUUAAAAUCCCAGUAUCCUAGAACUAAAAAGAACAUUCUUGGUAUUUUCAAUACCAGCAACUUUGAAAUUAUAAUGCAACUUCGGAGACUUACAUAAUUUGUACAUAUGAUUAGUCUGGUGGUUCUCAAAGUGUGCAUCCACAGACAAAUAGCAUAGCAUCACCUAGAACUCGAUAAUGCUGGUUAGAAGGCCCCACCCCAAAACCUACUGAAUCAGAAACUGUGGGAAGAGAGCCCACCAAUGUGUGUUUUAACAAGACUUCCAGGUGAUUCUGAUGCACACAACAGUUUGAGAACCAAUUGCCAUAUACUCCAUAAUUUUGUCUGGGUGAAUAUGCUGAUUAUUGAUAUUGUUUAUAAUGUCUUUAACAGAAAGUACAGCCAGAACUGGAAAUAGCUAAUCUAUAUCAGUUCUCUCAAUUUAGAGCCAUCAACAUUGAGCCCCAGUGACGUUAAUUGAUUUUCCCAAACUGUUAGGUUUGGUACUAUUCCUGUUUUCCAAAAUAAGAAAAUAGACACAUGAUUUCUUCUGAGAUCAUACAGCCAUCAUGGGACAGAGAUGGUAACUAGAAGCCAAUCUCAACCUUCAUUGUUACCCACUGUUUUCCCCCUAAUGUUAGGGACUGUAUUAAUUCAUUGUCAGUAACUUUAAGACAUGCCUUCUCAAUAGAAUUUAAAAUUGAUUCUCAGGGUGAAAAACCAUCUUCAGUAACACAAUGGAUUCUGGACUUUCAAAAUUCAAAAAUACCAAGAAAAUUCUUCUUCCUUGGUAUUAAAUUUUCUUAUUAGGGAGAGAGCAGUAUAUAGUUAUUAAAUUUGAGUUAAUUUUUUUUCUUGGGAGAGUUAUGAAAAAAAUGUUGAGGAAAACCAUUUUAAGGGUUUCACAGAUUUAUUACAAUCCAGGAUGUUAUAUUCUAUGUGCUGUGCAUAGUCAUAUUAACAGCUAUUUGUUACAAGACAUUUGGAACCAGAUAAUGUUUACAGUAAAUUCCUAACUUUUUGUGCUAUAACUUCACUAUCUAUCAUGAACAGGAUCAGAAAACAAUACUGGUCAUUAUUGUACCAGAGAAUUUAGCAUAAACACAUGCAGUGAAAAGAUAAAUAUUUUGUUAAAAUUUGUAAAUGUUUGAGAAAUCUCAAAUACACUGUGGGAAUGAUUAUCUCAGGGUAAGAAAAGGUUAUUGAUUUUUCUUCCUCAAAGUCAGUUGCUUUGUUAGAUAUCUACCAAUAAGUAUAUGGUGAUGUAUUUGAAAUUGUUAUCCCAGAAUGUCACUGAAAUAUUACAGUGUGCAUAUACAAUCAAACUUAGGGCUAAACGAAAGAUGCUAAUUCAUGUAUGCUAUAGAGAUCUGAUUUUUAUAAAUAAAGCUAUUUUUCCUUAUG